UAAGUGAAACCCUUUACGCUUGUUAUUAGGAAUUAAUCUAUUGUGUUAAGUUUUUAAGUUGUUAUUACUAUCAGUGUUAUUAGAAAUUAAUCUCGUUUAAAUGUAAAUGAUAUAACCAUAAGAAACGCGACAUUAGAUGAUAUAGAUAAAGAAGCCACUGCAAUAAUAUUUUAUUAUGUUGUGAUACAAUUUGAACAAGAAUAAAGAAAGAGAAUAAAAACAAAAUGAGCGUAUCAGACACUGCUAAAUUACCUCCAGAUGGAAGCUGGGGUUGGAUGAUUGUCCUGGCAUAUUCAUUGAACGGGAUAUGUACCUUAUCGAUUAUGCAAGGUUUUGGAUUAGUAUUUAAAGAUAUUUUCCCUCGUUUUGGGUUCACUGCGACGGAGGGAACAAUCAUUAUUAAUACAAAUUUAGCUUUCGGCAUGCUCCUUGGAUUGAUAAACGGUCCGCUUCUACGACUUUUUGGAUAUAGGAAAAUGGCUAUGAUCGGUAGUAUAGUAUUCAGCAGUGGAGUAAUUAUAACAGCAUUUGUCAAAUCUUUUACCUGUUUAAUGAUCUUCUAUGGUAUAUUCGCAUCAUUGGGUACGUCGAUGACAUCUUCUGCUUUCUCGUAUGCGUUGAACUCUUACUUUACAACAAAAAGGGGACGUGCAAUAUCCAUAGCAAUGACACUUAUUGGAGUUGGUCCUAUAAUUGUACCUCAAGUGACCACUUUAUUAAUUUCAUAUUAUGGAUCUCAGGGUACGAUAUUGUUAUAUGGAGCAUUCACUUUGCACUCAUUAGUAGGUAGCUCGUUACUUCAUCCACUCAAAUGGCAUACGAAAAAUGCUACAAAAUCGGAAAGUGUGAACGGUGAAUCGUCGAAGAAUGAGAAUGAAAAUACUAUCAGGGAACGGAAGCGCAGUAUUUUCCAAGACGAAGAAAGUUUUAAAAGUUCAAUGUUAGACUUAGUUAAUGUACAAAGAAAAAUGACUGUUUCAAGUAUCGAUCACGAUGCAGAAAUUGGAAGUAUAUAUGGAUUUGAUAUACCCUAUGCUCGACAAAUGUCUGAAACAUUAAAUGCUUCGUUAGGAGAAAAGGAUACUGAUAUGUACGUAAUUACCGAAAAUGGUCAAACGGGAAAGGAGCGUCGAAAAGGUCAGCAUUGUAAUCGUCGGUUAAAAAGCAUUGAAACAAUCAAUCUCGGCAGCAGUAUAGAAAUUUUUGAGGAGAAACCUUUAACUAAGUGCAGUAGCAUAGAUGAGCUUGAAACGAAUAAUUAUCAAAGUACGAUGGAAAACGAUACAUUAUUAACAAAAAAUCAUGCAAACACAGUGUCAAAUGCAAAUAUUGACAGCAAUGGAAAAUCUGAAAAGGAAUCGACAAUGACACGAAUAUUCAAGACGAUAUCAGAGUAUUUUGAUCUGGAUUUAUUACGAGAUCCAAUCUAUGUAAAUAUGAUGUUGGGAAUGUCCAUAGCUAUUUUUGCUGAAAUAAAUUUCUCUCAAUUAACACCUUUUUUCCUGUCGGAUAUGAAGAUAUCAAACAAUCAAAUAGCGACUGUAAUGAGUGUUAUUGCCAGUGUAGAUUUGAUAUUCAGAAUUCUUGCUCCUUUUAUCGGCGAGUGGCUUCAGCAACCACCAAGAAUAAUGUAUCUAGGAAGCUUAUGCCUCUUAAUUAUCAGUCGAUCAACUUUAUUAUUCGUCAAUGGAUUUAUUUCAUUGAUAAUCGUCGCUGUUGGAUUGGGAGCUGCUAAAGGGAUACGUUCAAUAUAUAUGAGCUUAGUAAUACCUUGUUACGUGCCAAUAGAUAAAUUACCUAACGCAUCGGGAAUCCAAAUGAUUGUAAAUGGAGCAAUUCUUUUGUGUGCUGGUCCUAUGCUUGGUAUAAUGCGUGAUAAUUUUGGAAGUUUUACACCUUGCAUAAUUGUAAUAAAUUGUGUUACGGCUCUAACAGUCACAAUGUGGACAGUGGAAAUAUUAAUCAUCCGAAAGAAAAAAAUGCAGAAACGAAAAGAACAGCAAGACUCUCCUUGAAUUGUUGAAGACUCUAUACUCUAUACACUUAUUAAUAACUAAAAAUAAUUUUUUUAUUAAACUUGACUCAAUGUAUAUCACUGUACACAAGACAGAGCAUUUUCAUCACGAACUGCCAUUGGUAUGUAUAACGUGCAUUGUAGUUGUGAUUUUUCUAAAUUUUGAGCAACGUUCGAUGUUACGUAUAACGUUUCUCCACUGAAAAAACAAAGUCGAUAGAAUAUUUCCAUAUAAUAAGAAGAUUAAAUAUUUACUAAAGUUUACUAACGAAGACGUUAGGCUAUAAUUUAAUGUAUUCAUUAAGAAACUCGUAAAAUGUUAUUGACAUAUAUCAACAGAGAUUCAGUUUGAUUACUUUUCGCGCGCCGUAUAUACAGAAAUAAUCGACAAAAGAGAUUUCAUUUUUUCGAAUUGGUACUGGACGUACAUAUAUCUGUACGUUGGAUAUGCACGUAAUCAUCCAUUCUUCAUUUUAAUCAAAUCUUUACAAAACAUUCUGAAUGACAAAAAUACAUUACAACACGCUUUAGAUGCCUGCAAAACGGCUUUGAACAAUUUAUCGCUGAAAAAGGUAAAAGAAUGUUUUAAUAAGAUAAUCACGAAAUUAUUGAAUAAGUUAAUAGGUAAUUUCUAACAAAAAUUUGUUACGAACUUUUCGAACUAUCCAAUAGAAUAAUUAAAAUUUGUUAACUAUUUUUAAAAAUUAUUAUAUGUAUUUAAAAAUAAUACUUGAUGCGACACUUACAGUAUUAACGAUUAUACUUACACAUAGUGUUUAUUAAAGAAAAGUUUGUACAGCACUUUCUAUACGGAUCACAGCAACUGCUAUAUCAUCUCAAGUUUAAUUAAGGUCGUGUGCUUAUUCAAUGUUGUUUGCCACAGAACAGACUUAAUGAUGUGAAGUGUUUCGUUACCGCAACUCAGGUCUUUUAACAAUCACGAUCUUCCGCACAACGACAAUAGAUUCUUUUUUCUCAGAAUCUUCCGGUAAAAGUUCUCACACGCUGUUAAAGGCAUAACACAAAGGAUUAAACGUUUUACAUAUUUUAAAAAGGGCCGAUUACACGGAUUAAUGUAAAUAUUCAAAAAUAAACAUGAUAGUGCCAAGAAUUUCUAACUGAUUCGAGACAAAUGUAAUUGUACAUAUGUAUAUAUGUAUGCUUGAGUAAGUUAAACGAAUAAACAUAUUUUUUUAAAAACCCUA
Molecule: messenger RNA, 3219 nt
Organism: Bombus pyrosoma
Lineage: Eukaryota; Metazoa; Arthropoda; Insecta; Hymenoptera; Apidae
Exons: 11
Coding region: 225-2015 (596 amino acids)
Biological process (GO): monocarboxylic acid transport; transmembrane transport
Molecular function (GO): monocarboxylic acid transmembrane transporter activity
Source: RefSeq, a predicted model, not a curated record